This is a messenger RNA of Alnus glutinosa, 1172 nucleotides long. RefSeq names its product ethylene-responsive transcription factor 3-like. The transcript has a single exon. Lineage: Eukaryota; Viridiplantae; Streptophyta; Magnoliopsida; Fagales; Betulaceae. Gene Ontology annotation, molecular function: DNA binding; DNA-binding transcription factor activity. The record is from RefSeq and is a predicted model, not a curated record. Bases 320 to 1024 code for a protein of 234 amino acids. Gene Ontology annotation, biological process: regulation of DNA-templated transcription.
AAGAAGGAAAAGCCAUUCCAGCCAGAGAAACCAAACAAUUUUUAAAUUAAAUAAUAAAAAUCAUUUUAUUUAUUUAUUUAGUUUUUUUUUUUUGUAGAAGAGAAGGUGGUGCUCCUGGUGCCCUCCAUUUCCUUCCCACCCCAUCCCUCUCCUUCUCCCUCUCUCCUUGUCUCUCUCUCUCUCUCUCUCCGCGUCUUCAAUCAUGUUAGCUUCGUUCUAAUCUCCCCAAACCCAGUUCUACAAACCAAGCUUGAGAGCUUGAUUGAUUGUAAAUCUAUUUUUUUGUUUGUUUUCGAUUCUCUUUUGUUUUUGGGGAAUCAUGGGGAGAGGGAGAGGACCGGCGGCUAAUAAAUUGGCCGCAGUGGCCGCGGCGGCUACAGGAGGAUCGGAGAUGAGGAAUAUAGGCAAAGAACCACGGUACAGGGGCGUGAGGAAGAGACCGUGGGGAAGAUUCGCGGCCGAGAUCAGAGACCCAUGGAAGAAGACUCGGGUCUGGCUCGGAACGUUCGACUCAGCGGAGGACGCCGCGCGAGCCUACGACACAGCGGCUCGGACCCUCCGUGGCCCCAAGGCCAAGACCAACUUCCCUCUCUCCAACUCCACGUAUUUCUCGCCCCUAAAUCCGAACCAAAACGGUGCGUUUAUGGACCACAAUCAUCACCACCGGUUGUACGGGAUGGACGAUGGGUUUCAGGGGCACCAGAUUAUGGACCCCCAGAGGCCGGCCUCCAGCAGCAUGAGCAGCACGGUCGAGUCGUUCAGCGGGCCUAGGGCGCCGCAGCAGCACACGCAGCAGGCCGCGCCAGGUCUAGCGACGCGGAAACGGCUGCCGAGGCCGCCCCCGGUGGUCCCCGAGGACUGCCACAGCGACUGCGACUCCUCGUCUUCGGUCGUCGACAACGACGGUGACAUCGCGUCGUCCUCGCGCCGGCAGCCUCCCCUGCCGUUCGAUCUGAAUUUUCCACCGUUGGAUGGCGUUGACCUUGCGGGUGAUGAUCUUCAGUGCACCGCCUUGUGUCUCUAAUUAUUACCAUGACGAUGAAUAUGAUUAUGAUUAUGAUGGUGAUGAUGAUCCAUGAUUUUUACUUUAAUUUUUGUUCCUUCUAUCUCUCUUUUUUAUCCUUUUUAAAUGCGAAAAAAAAGAAUUUAUGAGAUAAAAUUAUAUUAUUAAA